CCUUCCAUUUUUCUUGGCCUCUCAAUUUUGUUGCCUCUUCCUGCGCUUUCAUUACAAACCAAAUAGGAUCCCCUUUGAUUUUCCGGGGAAAGGUCCCUAAGGAUGAACGCCCAUCCUCUAAGUAUCAUACCUCUGUAUUCCUCUCUUUCCCUGCCCUAAUUCUCAUUUCAUCUCCUUUCUUUCCCCCUUUUCUUCUCCAUCCUUCAACAACUCCUCCGCGUUCAUGAACCGUUUCGAGCGAGCAAUCUCUCAAAAUGUUUCUCAAAAUGGUGGAGCUCUACCAAGGUUCGAACUCCCCGCCAAUCCCCAAGAUCUGCAGACUCCUAAAUCUUUGAGUAUCGUUUUGCGAAAUGCACAACACCUCCUAAGUGAAUAUGCAAUAUAUUCACUUCCGCGCAUCGCUGAGCGUUUCGAGCAAGACGGUUCCUCGACCGAUCCAAUGGUGAGGGGUCAAAUACAGGAAGAGUUAGUGCAAGUAGGACUUAGGAUGCAACAGUUCGGCGCGCUUCUUCUCGAUCUCGGCAGUUCAAUCUUGACGCUCCAUUUGGAACAAUCCACGAUUGACCAUAAAGAUCUUGCUCAAAGGAUUACAUCUACCAAUUCUCCUAUGGAUGUGUUUCGCGCUGUGGUUGAGAGUUCGGCUCAGGUUUCUGGCUGCAACAAUGAAGAUAUUGCAGAUGAGUUGUGCAGCCAUGACACACUUGCUGAGGAAUAUUUAGGGAUAUUAUCAAAUGAUAUCAAACGACGUUUGCAAGGCAAUUGAGAGCAGGAAAAAUAAGAAGGUGUUGAAGGAUAUUUGCAGAUUUGAGGGCGGAAUUCCAUCAAUGCCUUGCCUUCCUCAACUUUAUUUUUCUUCCUUUCUUUUUUUUUUUUCAUUCUACUUUUGCUUUCAUUAUAGAUUCCUUAGGUUUGUAAUAUACUUUUUUUUUUUUUUUCUUUCUUAAUAUUA
This is a messenger RNA of Cucurbita moschata (crookneck pumpkin), 949 nucleotides long. RefSeq lists its product as uncharacterized. The transcript is spliced from 5 exons. Bases 224 to 763 code for a protein of 179 amino acids. Gene Ontology annotation, cellular component: BAT3 complex. Lineage: Eukaryota; Viridiplantae; Streptophyta; Magnoliopsida; Cucurbitales; Cucurbitaceae. The record is from RefSeq and is a predicted model, not a curated record. Gene Ontology annotation, molecular function: misfolded protein binding; polyubiquitin modification-dependent protein binding.